AGGUAAAAAAACCCCACAAAAACCGUACACAACGGGGGAUUCACCCUGAAAACCAGUCUUAAAAUAGUGGAAUAAGGAAAAUUGCUAAAAAAAAAUUCUUUAGAUUAUUCACUGGGAGCAAACCUGAGUUAAGGUUUAGUCAACGACUCUGUUCAGAUAUGUGACACAUCGGACUCACAUUUUGCCGUCUGCUUCUGUCGUCUGCUAUAUUUUUUUAAAACUCACCGCUGAAUACUUACCACGUGUUUAAGAUGUCAACAAGCGACAUUGAUGAGCUCCACAUCGCCGAGGCGACCAUUGGAAAAAUUAUCCUUCAGUUUGAAAAAGGAGAGUACCCGAGCAAGGACAGCUCCCUGGCAUGUUCCCUCUACAGCGCUAUAAUGCCGUACCCGGAAGAUACGUGUUUUGCCGACAUCGGGUCGCUUAUCGAUAGUCAGUCGAGCAGCACUCUCCCGGUGGAUAUGAACGUCGCUACUUCAGGGACCAGAUUACGAAAUCUGAGGGAGGUGGACUUCUUGAACGAGUGUGGCACAAACCCAGAGGAAAACAUCGCCUUGCAAGAAGAUCUGAGCGAUUUCUGCAUCACCUACCAAACCAUGUCGCAGCUGGAAUGGCACGACGUGGCCGUGCCCGACUUGAACGAUAUGGCGGAAUCUGUCGAUCUUCGCUCGGAAUCCGACUCGGGAUUCGCGUACGGGGAACACAGCCCGAGUUCGGCCGAGGAUCUAACGGACGACGUGUCAGACGAUUCCAGCGAUUUUGGAUCUGAUGGAUGUGGUGGAAGCAAGUUUCUUCUCGAUAGAAAGUUCAAAUUCAACUUCCCGGAUGACCAGUCGGACAGUGACCCUCACCUUGACCAAUGUCAGCCCAUGCACACCGUGCUUGACAGCUCAUCACGGCUCCACUGUCCAUCACAGAAGAAGAAACCCGGUCGUAAGAAGGGCCAAACUUCCAACGUGCUUCAUCUGUGGGAGUUUAUUCGCGAUCUGCUUGUUGAUCCGGAAACGUGUGGCUCUCUGAUUCGGUGGGAGAACAGGACGGAAGGAGUCUUCCGUUUGGUCAAUUCAAACGACGUCGCCAUGUUGUGGGGUCAAAAGAAGAAGAACAAGAAACCGAUGACGUACGAGAAGAUGAGCAGAUCGUUACGAUACUCAAGAAAAGAAGGCUACUUCGUCGAUCUUCCCAAACACAGCGGUUAUCCCAAGAAGUUGUGUUUUCGAUUCGGUCCAAAAUCUCAUGGGUGGAAAUAAAACGUUUCUAUUGACCAGAAUCAUCUCAUAACACUGUAAUCAUGCUGCUGUGCAGCUUCAUUGCCAUUAGUUAAUGGGUUCACGUGACACGUAUUUCCGGUACAGAAAGCCAAUCAGAGUCUGUGCCUCACUUUGCUGGCAAAGAUGUCGACAUGUGAGCGUAGCGUCCGUGUUUUCGUGUCCUUCCUUCAAACACUUACAAUAUUUUUUUGCCGGACAAGAUGGAAUUUGCCAGCACCAGGACUGGUUAGAGAUAUCCAAAGUCGAGGAAGGAAUUAAAAAAAACAACGACCCCAGGACCUUCUAACAAUGAUCUGUAUGUAUGGAUGUGGUGACACUUUGCCGAUAACUUGAGCUCUACAACGAAAUACCAGAAAUGGAUUUAACAGCUCCCAGGGUCUUCCAAAGUAAUGCUGUGACGUCAUAUCUAGUCUAUAAAUUCUAUCGGAUAAUUAUGUGGAUAAUUGUGAAGGAGUGUGUAAAAUAUAUUACAUUUGUGACGUCAUGUCUAUGUUUCAGGAUACUGCUUUCCAUGAGAAACAAACAGUUAUAAGUGCCGUGAUGGUAAUAGGCAAUGUCAUACAAGGAUACACGAGCAGUAACGGAUAAUGAGAUGUUACAGCACUUCAUAUCAAUGAGCAAAUAAUUAAGGGGCGGGCACACUGUGUGAUUUGUAGUAACGAAUGGUAGCAUGCAGCCAUAAGUUGUUUUAUGAUGUUGACUAAAUCGUAACUAAUUUAGUCUGAUGCUACAAGAUGUUUUGAGAGAAUUACAAAAUCGUAACCAUUUUAGUCGCAAUUUACAAGUUGCUCCAUGAGAAUGACCAAAUCAUACUGUUUUAGUAACAUGAUACACGUUGUGUAGCACAAGAAGUGUGUAAAAAGAGAUACUUUAAAUAACAUGCUAAAAAUCGUUACUAAAAGUCGCACAGAUUGUUACCAUUAGUAAAAAUUAUUCAUGAACCUUUAUUUUUCUCUGAUUUUAUUCAUUGUCCCUUAUAAUUCUUAUGGGAUGAAUGACUGCGUAUAACCAUGAUUUAUAAUGUUACUUACAUUGUAUACUACUAUUAAAUGUCUCAUUUGAGUAGAUGUUCUAAUUUUAAGACACUGUUGACACUUUAAUUGAUAUGUUAGUGUGUUGUGUGCUUACGCUAAAGUCCGUGUGCCUGUAAAAUAAACUAUACCAAGUCACAUCUUCAGAUAGAAACACAUCUAUCUUUAAAUACAUGUAUAUAAUAUACAGUCUGCAUAAUUUGUAAAAAAUCAUCAUCAUUAUCACCACCACCACCACCACCACCACCACCGCCAUCACCACCAUUACCAUCACAACCACCACCACCACCACCACCAUCAUCAUCAUGAUCAUCAUCAUCAUCACCACCACCACCACCAUCAUCGUCAUCAUCACCGCCAUCACCACCACCACCAUCAUUAUCAUCAUCAUCAUCAUCAUCAUUAACAUGACCAAUAGCUACAGCGACAACAAACAUAAAAAGCCUUAGGAGCCAAUUAUGGAACGGACACGUUUUUCAAUUGUGAAAUGUUUUUAUAUGGUUCUAAGUUAUGACACCCAGAGGUUGAUCGUAUUUGUGCAUACUUACUAGGUGUGUGUGUGUGUGUGUGUGUGUGUGUGUGUGUGUGUGUGUGUGUGUGUGUGUGUGUGUGUGUGUGUGUGUGUGUGUGUCGUUAAACAGUAAAUUUAUUUAAUUAAUUUCGAUGCGACUUGAUGUCGAUUUGGGGCUAAAUAAAAUAUGGUAUGAAACGUGCCAAUAAAUAAGAAACUAUCUAUGUAGCGUUUUACGAGGUCGAGUUUUGUGGAGUCUGCAUGAUCACAAUGACAUUGUAGUGACGUCACGGCUUGAUAUAUUAUCCGCUGGGCUCUGUCUUGAACAGAUAUACAACAGAGAUAUGCUAGCGAUAAAAACACUGUAAGUGUUAGUCUCUGAAAAGACACUACUCACAAGUUUGAAAAUAAUCGUGUACAUAUGUAUAGGACAGUAUUACGAUGAUAUUUCUAAUGAUGUUUGCCUUGAUGGAUCUAAUAAAAUAUAUUUACAUACUGUUA
Molecule: messenger RNA, 3314 nt
Organism: Gigantopelta aegis
Lineage: Eukaryota; Metazoa; Mollusca; Gastropoda; Neomphalida; Peltospiridae
Product: ETS-related transcription factor Elf-3-like
Exons: 7
Coding region: 252-1250 (332 amino acids)
Biological process (GO): cell differentiation; regulation of transcription by RNA polymerase II
Cellular component (GO): nucleus
Molecular function (GO): sequence-specific DNA binding; DNA-binding transcription factor activity, RNA polymerase II-specific
Source: RefSeq, a predicted model, not a curated record